UAUAAAAUCGACGCUUCGAAAAGCCUCAAGCAAGUCGAGAGCAAUCUGCGCACAUGUUCAGAGCUACUUUAGCAGCAAGCAAGCAAGCAGCCAUGAAGAACUCCCUAAGUAUCAUCGCAGUGAUUGUAUCACUAAGCCUAGUAGCGCAACCCAAGCCACUCAACAUGAACAAGAGGGAAACAACGCAGCAGCAAGCUGAAUAUUUUAUUCCAAGCAACGAGUCCGGCUCCCGCUAUAUACUGGAUAUCUUCAACAGCCUGUCCAACAACUCUAUUUCAGAUCCUAUCACAUCUCAGGCCAACACUAUUAGAUCUCUGAAAAACGUGGCUCCAGUUUCUAGCUGUAAUCUAUUCAACUUCUCACUGUCUGGGAUCGGGGACUCUGAGUACGCCAUAGGAUCUGACCUCUAUCUCUACAUGACUCGACAACACACGUUCACGGAGAGACUAACUAUAGAGAUCCGUAAAUUCAAACAAGAAGACGAUGUAGAAGAUUUUAUAACCUCUAAAGAGAUUCUACCGCUCAAGGAACCUGGCUGGCUCAAAUUCCCUAUGCAAGCUUACUUAUCUGAGCUAAUACCAGAGGGCAAGAUGCACGCUUUAUUGCGAGUCAUCAUCAAGGGUCAGGAUCAGGCCCCGCUAGACUGCAAUGAUGGUCCUAUCAGCUUCGUCUACUCCCAGGUUGAGCUAGACCGCGCCCCCUAUCUCACACUCUACUCAUACGAUCACAGAAUAGAGAAAAUCGACUACACAGCUAUCCUCAAGAAACUGGAGAUAGAGAGAGUGGAUGAUGACAUUACUUCCCCAACACGUACCAAUGAGCGGAGGAAAAGACAGAACGAACCGGCCUGUCAACUGAACGAUCUUAAAAUCCCCGCUGACAAAAUCCCAAUGUCUGCAAUUUUGGAAGGUGCUACUAUUCUUAUGCCCUCGGAAGUCAACCUGGGUAUAUGCGGUGGAGUGUGCACAAAUACACUACCAAAAGAAGAUGAAUUAAAGCACUCACUGUUAGCCCACUACCUUCUCUCCACCAACGGGUUUUCAUACCCUGAUGGCAGGGUGUCCCAGUGCUGUGCUCCAGUGUCGUAUGCAUCACAGACGUUUCUCAUAAGGACACCAGACGACAGAAUUGAUCUUAUCAAUCUGCUUCACAUGCGAAUCGCCAAAUGUGUCUGUUUAAAUAUUGUACAUUUAAACGGCGGUGCAGGAAGAUAAAACUUUGCAAGUUUGGCUCCUUCCUACUAAAUCAUUUUUUUAUUCCUGCUAGCAUCAAUUAAUUACUGGGUACAUUGAUUCGUGAAUGUCCAACUACAUGUACAAAACUACUCACUUUCACUUUGUACAGCUCCUUAAAUUGUUGUAACUAACUUAUUCCUUCCAGCCACCAUUAUUUUGUACUACCUUGUAUAUGUGUCCACCUGCACUCGUACCAUCAUGUACAGCAAACAACCUCGUUUCUCUCACUAUAAUUAUUAUGUGUACUGACAGGUUUUUUUGGUUGUUUAAAAUUUUGUGCAAAAUGUAUCUUAUUUUGACAAAAAACUACUUAUUCUGAAUUGUGAAA
Messenger RNA from Halichondria panicea, 1563 nucleotides. RefSeq lists its product as uncharacterized. The transcript has 4 exons. Gene Ontology annotation, molecular function: cytokine activity; growth factor activity. The coding region runs from base 54 to 1214 and encodes 386 amino acids. Gene Ontology annotation, cellular component: extracellular region. NCBI's taxonomy places the organism in Eukaryota, Metazoa, Porifera, Demospongiae, Suberitida, Halichondriidae. The record is from RefSeq and is a predicted model, not a curated record.